AUGUCCAGUCUCCCCAAGGCCCUGUGGGCACUGCUUGACGGUUUCCAACAGUAUUCCAGGAGGGAGGGUGACAGACACAAGCUGAAGAAGUUGGAAUUCAAGGAACUCACCAACAAAAAGCUCUCUGGGUUUUACAAAUGAGAACUCAAAGAGAAGGAGGUUGUGGACAAAGUCAUGGAAACACUGGACAACGACAGAGAUGGUGAAUGUGACUUCCAGAAGUUCAUGGCCUUUGCUGCCAUGGUUAUCACUCCCUGCUGCAAGCUGUUUGAACAACAAUGAGAUGGAGAAAG
Messenger RNA from Otolemur garnettii (small-eared galago), 293 nucleotides. It is a transcript of the gene S100B, whose product is annotated as S100 calcium binding protein B. The transcript has 3 exons. Gene Ontology annotation, biological process: positive regulation of cell population proliferation; positive regulation of canonical NF-kappaB signal transduction. Gene Ontology annotation, molecular function: S100 protein binding; calcium ion binding; RAGE receptor binding. Lineage: Eukaryota; Metazoa; Chordata; Mammalia; Primates; Galagidae. Gene Ontology annotation, cellular component: nucleus; cytoplasm. The record is from RefSeq and is a predicted model, not a curated record.